AUGUCCCUGGGAAUCAAGUCGCUAUGGAGAGCUCACCUCUACACGCCUCGUGUCAAAGAGCUCUCCCUGAUUUCCAGGGAGUCUCGCCACUUGCUACCUUUCGGGCAGCCCUAUACCAGACGAUGGCUCUCCGUCACCAAAGUCCCCGCGGGAGGACCCAGUCGUCCGCCUCUGGAAAAGUUUGCGCUCAUCAAAGGGGACGAAGCUGCAGUCAUGGACGGCAGGCUCGUGACGAGCACCUCACCCUCGUCAUUGAGGAGAACGAUGCUUAGACGAGUCAUCCGCCAGAGAUCCGAGCUCGGCCCCAUCGAGUCUGCCAUCAUCAAGCAGCCCGUCCGAUAUCCCAGCAGGCGCGCGUCGAUCCAAAGCCAGCGCAAGCACAGGCGCAGUGCGACAAGGCAACAUCUGCAUGACCAAGCUCACGAAGCGAACUCGAGACCUCCGAACGACUGGCAGACCACCCUACAAUUCAUGUUGCGACACACCCCCAAAUCCGGCGAGAUACUUGAUUUUAAAGUGGUCAUUGGCAGAGGCGCUGCGGCAAAAGCUCGCGAGGCCCUUUGGGGGUUAGACACCAACGUCUGGCAGAUACAACAGAAGAACCACUGCGUGAUCCGCUUGGAGGAAGCUGAUCUGCACGACGGCUCUCUAAUCUUCAGUCUGUCGGGCCCUGAGCUUUCGGUGCGCACGUCGCUACUCGACAUUGUUAGGGCUGUAGGCAAACUCACCGCUGUCAGAGUCCUUGACCAAAAACUGAGGCUGUCACUAUCGGAUAUCUUGAAAGGCUCUGGAGACAGUCAAGGCCCUGUCAAUCUGCUUGGCGAUGGCGAUGGCGAAGACGCUGUUGAUGACAUGACCAUGACGGUACACAAAGACUCUGUCGAACGGCCCGUACGCCUUGUCCAACCUUCACGAUACAGACCUUACGAAUUGACUCGUCGUGCCGACGACAUAACACCCCCAGCUCAAUGGACCAAGAGAUCGUUCGAGAAGUAUGUGGCCGCUCUCGUGUAUGGUCAGCUGCCCACACACUUGGCCCAGCCACUCUACCCAACGGCCCCAGAUCACCAGACAACGGUCGUUUCUUUGCUCGUCGACGUCUUUACUUCGGAGCACUCUCGGUCGUCAAUGUCGGUGUCUGCACUGAAAAUAGCUUCCAGGUUCAUCCAGGCAAGGGGACCGGCCUUUCGAUCUGCCGCCCGCGAUAUCUUUCAGCAGGCUGAGCUGCUAAAACUGCCAUUGGACGCCGAAGUGUUCGCCAUAUUCCUUGUUGGUGCAUCGAGAUUUGGAGAUCUGGACGGUUUCAACAGUGUGCUGAGAUUGAUGGUUCGCAGGCACUUCUCCCCACAGGGUCAUGCCUGGCUUGCGUUCUUGGGAAUGAUACACGACCCCGAGAUCAAGCACCAUGUCAUGCAAAUGAUGCGGGCGAAAGGACUGGGCCGUUUUCCAUCCAUCCGUAGUGCAAUGGCCAGACAGGAGUCGGUUGUGGACCUCGAACAUUCCAUACCUGCGGAUUUCGACGUCCGACGCUAUAUCCAGCAACAGGAUGAGAAGUACGGUCCUCUGUGGCUAGACACGGUCACCCUAAACAAAAUGAUUCAUGCAUUUGGCAGCCACGGCAAACUGGGAGUCAGCAAUGCCCUCUUGGAUUUUGUCUAUGAGAGCGGCCGCGUGCGACUCGAUGCCUGCACGCUCAACACGAUGAUCACCCAUUCGAUGCCCAUACCGCAGAAAAUCGCAGCGGUGCACACGAUACUGUCACGGUGGCCGCGUCUGGAACCAGAUUCCGUCACGUAUCACCAACUAUUCCGAGUCGCUUGGCACCAACGUUUGCCUAACAUGCUCAGAGUCAUCUGGCGAUACGCUGUCCUCGCCAAGUCGACCACCUCCAAGAUGCGAUACGCACUCACGACGCUUCUUCGACAAGAAAGGGACUUGAGUGCCAAACGUGCUUUAUUGAAGGCUUGGGAAGACGUCAUCUUUGGACGUGCGGAAUUGGCCGCCCUACGCCUCUCCGAUCCCGACCGCAUUAGCGCCACACAGAUGAUGUCGAGAUACCUGGACGAGGCCGGAACAAUGAUGCCUAGUGUCGACCUUGCCAUCAAACUCAACGAGGCUUAUUUCAUGGAUAAGAGAAUCCACAGACACAUCAAGGACGGGACGGUCAUGACCAGUUCCAUGAGGGAGAGUCUUUCGGUAGACAUACCUCUUGCCGUCAAACGUGUUGCCUCUUCAUCCAAGACUGUAAGGCGUGUUGCCUCUUUAUCCCACAAUGUAAGGCGUAUUGAUUCUUCAUCCAAGACUGUAAGGUUACUCCCUGGUGGACCUUGGGCUCCCACUGACGCCCGGGAUGAUAAUGGACCCCCAAGUCUCGAUGAGCCGCCUGCAGAUCGCGACUUUCCCUUGGUUUUCAUAGAUGCUCUCCAAGAAAAGUAG
Molecule: messenger RNA, 2436 nt
Organism: Anthostomella pinea
Lineage: Eukaryota; Fungi; Ascomycota; Sordariomycetes; Xylariales; Xylariaceae
Source: the annotation of a GenBank genome assembly